AUGUGUCCGCUGUACGCCGCGACUUUCGAAAACACGGUCCUGCUGUGGCUCCAGUUUGAGAAUGAGUUCUACGAUCGAGCCUUGCCGCUUGACUUGUACGAUGCCGGGACCGACCGAAAGCUCGCGGAUGCUGCAGGCGAGCUUGACCAAAACGUCACGGCCGCUUUGAGUGAUGUCUUUACACGCGACGACUUCUUCCAAUUGGUUGACCAUGUCUAUCAGUUCAACACGACCACGAAUGGCGCUGCUCUUGGCGAAGAGGACCGGAUCGCCCUGGCGGGUGUGUGGCGCGAUUUCUCCAAGAAUGGUCCGAACAUCCCAGUCGGUCCCGAACGCAACGCAUUCAACAACAUGACGGAACGCAUCGAAGCCAUCGAGGACGAGUACUACGCCAAUUUCGAUGAUGCCGAGGUAUACGCAUACUUUACGGCCGACGAACUUCAAGGUCUGCCUGCAAAAGACAUCCAGUCAUUGCCGAAAGCCACAGGCGAGCAUGCUGGAAAGCUAAAUGUCAGCUUGUUCGACUACAGUGACGAUAUCUCCAUGUACUGUGUCAACGAGACCACGAGAUACACGGCGCUCCUCAUGACCUACAACGCGAACCCGAAGGACGUUUCGCUCCAGCACGAGAUCAUACAAUUGCGGUUGAAAAUCGCUCAACAAUUCAACUAUACCUCUUUCGCAGAUUUCACCAUAUCAAAGAACGUUGCUGGUUCAGCGAAAGCAGUGAACGACUUGAUCACAGAUCUCCAAGUCCAUGUCAGCCCGCUUGGAGAGCGUGAGCAGGAAGCUCGCAACGAAUUGAAAGCGCAAGACAAGAACAUCGUGGGCGCUAUCGGUAAAAGCGACAUAGCCUACACAUGGGAUACAGACUAUUACAUAAAGAUCCAAGACAAGGCCGCCGGUUUCGACUACGACCAAUACGGCGACUACUUUCCCGUCAACAUCACGGUCCCUAAAAUUCUGGAAUUUUACGGCGAGAUUUAUGGACUCCGAUUCGAUCGCAUUCAGGGCCAGGACGCCGACGAAUUGUCACCGACCGGUAACGGCAGCGAUCUGGUGUGGUACCCAGACGUACAGCUCUACGCGGUGUGGAACAACGAGGCGUUCAUAGAUGCGUAUCCCGCUUCGAGUACGGAUGGCGGAUGGGUUGGCUACUUGUACCUUGACCUGUUCCACCGCGACGUCGGUAACUCUGGCGUAGGGCAUGAGCAAAGUGUACGCAACGGAUUCAUAGACGCCGACGGCUGUAGACAUUACCCAGCGGUCGCCGCUUUUGGCUCCUCCACAAAAUCCGACAACGAGGAUGAGAUGCCGAGCCUCAUAGCCGAUCCGACUGCCAUUCUCCACGAACUUGGGCACUGUAUGCACCACUUGAGCUCCCGGACCAGCUACUCUCGUAACUUUGGACCAGACGGCGUUCCGGUGGAUUUCGCUGAGUUCCCAAGCCAGCUGAUGGAGCGCUGGGGUUCUCAGCCAGAAGCCUUGAAGCGCAUCUCCUUUCACUGGUCGCAUUUUUCACCGCAAGGGGCUGCCGAGUGGAGGAAGACGCAGAAUGAUACUACCGGUACCAUUGCACUCCCCCCAGCGACCAUUCCCGACGACCUUGUUGCGAAGUUUGUGAAUUCCACCGCAAGCAAGGCGGGUAGCAAGGCCCUGUUCCAAUUUUACUUGACUCGCUACGACCAGGCCCUGUAUAACAUUACCAGCCUUGACGUGGCCGCAGCACUCGACCUGGACGCACUGGCCAAUCAAUUGCUCCGUUCAGUGACCCUCACACCUGACUACCCAGAUCUUGGUUUGGGAUUCGACUGGGGCCACUUCGAAACCCUCCAAACGUACACGGUCAACGAUGCUUACUCUGCCAACUAUUACGCAUAUCUCUGGUGUAAGGUGUACGCCGACGACGUGUUCUUCACAUUCUUCUCCGGAGAGAACCUCUUCAACGGCGAGAUCGGGAUGAAGUACCGCACCACCGUCUUGCAGCCCGGCGGUGCGAGGCCUCCGCUGCAGUCGCUGGAGGACUUCUUGGGCCGCGCCCCGAACACCGAUGGGUAUUUCAGAGGAUUGAGAAUCGACCCUUCGGCGCCAUCUGGUUCUUGA
Messenger RNA from Zymoseptoria tritici IPO323, 2103 nucleotides. RefSeq lists its product as uncharacterized. Bases 1 to 2103 code for a protein of 700 amino acids. The record is from RefSeq and is a predicted model, not a curated record. The transcript is spliced from 4 exons. NCBI's taxonomy places the organism in Eukaryota, Fungi, Ascomycota, Dothideomycetes, Mycosphaerellales, Mycosphaerellaceae. Gene Ontology annotation, biological process: peptide metabolic process; proteolysis. Gene Ontology annotation, molecular function: metalloendopeptidase activity.